UAUUCGGGUUCAGCAAAAUCAACAGGGUCGCCGGCAUUAUGAUUCACUAAUAACUAACUCUUAACUCUUUCACACAGAUUAUGUCGUUUACCGAUAUACUCUCCUCAAAACGACAUCACAAACUCAUUCUUCUUCUUCUUAGGUUGAACUGAAGAUGGUGAUGUUGACCAUAAUUCUUACCAUAUAAAACCUAGAUAUAGAGACUGUCGAUGUGGGAUUUCCUAAUCUAAAUUUUGAUGACCAAGCUGUUCAUUUCAGAGAUUCUGGCUCCAUUUACAUCGGGUUUUCUAACGGGGUUUCUUUUGGGUUAGAUGGUGUGGUCCACUGACCAGUUUAGAGUUCUUCGUUCUCGGUCAUGGCUCGUCGUCAUGGAUGGGAACUCCCUGCUCACACUUUCCAGGUUGUGGCUAUAACAGUUUUCUUCUUGCUAUCUGUGGCAUAUUAUGCCUUCUUUGCUCCAUUCCUUGGAAAUUAUAUUUACCAAUAUGCAGCUAUUGGUGUUUAUUCUUUCUUGGCAUUGGCUGUGUUCAUCCUUUAUGUUAGAUGUACAGCCAUUGAUCCUGCCGAUACUGGUAUUCUGGUCGAACCCGACAAGAUGUCUGCAUAUAAAUCUCACAAUGAUUUGGAUACGCCUGGGAAUGCUUCCUCAGUUGAAGACCCCAGCAAAAUGGAACUAAAUAAUGGAGGAAAAUAUAGCAGGCAUAGUUCAGCAUGUUGUGCACGACUUGGAGGUUUUAUUUGUUGUUGUAUUGUGCUAGAAGACUGCCGAAAAGAUGAUGUUCCACAACAAUCUGGAGAGGAUGCAUUGUUCUGCACAUUAUGCAAUGCUGAGGUACGCAAAUUCAGCAAACACUGUAGAAGUUGUGAUAAAUGUGUUGAUGGGUUUGAUCAUCAUUGUCGAUGGUUAAAUAAUUGUGUAGGGAGGAAGAACUAUAUUACAUUUGUAUGCCUCAUGGCAGCAAGCCUUGCUUGGCUUAUUGUCGAAUGUGGGGUUGGCAUUGCUGUUUUUGUUCGUUGCUUUGUUGAUAGAAAGGGUAUGAAUCAUCAGAUAGCUGAAAAACUUGGAGUUGGAUUCUCACAGAUCCCCUUUGCUAUUGUGGUGGGCUUGUGUACUAUUAUAUCAUUUCUGGCUAUUGUUCCUCUGGGAGAAUUGUUCUUUUUCCACAUAAUUUUGAUUCGAAAGGGCAUCACGACAUAUGAAUAUGUUGUUGCCAUGAGAGCACAGAGCGAACCACGUGGACCAUCUGUAGAUGGGGACGAUCAUCAAAGUCUUCCUUCAUCACCUACUAGUUCAGCUGUGACUGCAAUUAGUGGGAGAAGCUCUCUUGGUAUGAGUUUGCAAUAUAAGGGUGCUUGGUGUACCCCUCCCAGAAUAUUUAUGGACCAUCAGGAUGAAAUAAUACCACAUUUGGAACCAGGGCGUUUGCCCUCCACAGUGGACCCAGAUGCAUUACCACAGCCAGACAAGGGGAAAAGGAUCCCACAGCGUGUACCACGUAUUAGUGCAUGGAAGCUUGCAAAACUGGACUCUAACGAGGCAAUUAAAGCUGCUGAGAAAGCUAGAGCAUCAUCAUCUGUGCUUCGACCAGUCAGCUCUCAGCUCCAUCCAUAUCAUGCUGAUUAUUUAUCCAAUAGCAGCUUCAGUGGAAGGAGCAGUCCUGUCAGUACUGAUCAUGGUUUCAACAGAAAUGCCAAAGCUGGGACUUCCAAGCUAUCCCCUACUAGGAGUCCAUAUCCUCCAAGUCGUGCUAGUCGGGAAGAUAGUGAAACAUGUCAUCAUAGUGUCAGUAGUUUAAGCAGCCCUCAGGUUUCUAACUUCGCCCCUGUUCCCUUGCAAGUUGAGAAGUUUCCAAAUAGAGAUCACCAACACAACCCCAUUUAUCGUUCAUUGACGGAUCAAUCCCUGCUGCAUCUAGAAAAAGAAGAAAGCAAACCGAAUGAAGCUCCUUCGCAAAUACCUGCAAAAAAGAACAACUCCAGUGCUGCAGGAAAUGUGCGAUCCUCGUCGUCAUCGUCAUCGGUUGUUUGGGAUCAAGAGGCAGGACGUUUUGUCUCCUCUUCCAGGGAAGCAGGUUCUACUCAAGUGUCUGGGGCAGAAAUACUUUACACAGGACAAUCCAUAUUCUUUGGUGGACCCAUUGUGAAUGAACAACAACAACAACAAACCAACAGAGGAACAAGAAGUAGCAGCAGCAAUGCGGUGGAUAGAGGCAGCUCUAAUUAUCAAUGGGGAAGAUCACAGGGCGGUGGCCAGCUUCCGGUGUUCGUCCCAAGUGAUUAUCAACAGAACCAGUUCCCAUCUAGAUUGCCUUGAUUACUAAAACAACUGAUCUCUCUUUUUCUUUUUUUCUUUCCUUUUUUUCACGUAGAUAUUAGUAUUGAGAGUUAGCAAGAGUUAAUCGUUCUCUAACUUGUAGUGAUGGUCUUUUCGAACUGUUGGGUUGUAAAUACUAUUUUAGCUGACUUUAUAAGGAUUCCAUUCAAUUUUCUGGGAACUGUUGGGUUUGUUAAUCUUAAAUCAAUUAUUAAUUCAAAUUAUCAAAUACCAUUUUAAUUACAAAA
Messenger RNA from Cannabis sativa, 2562 nucleotides. Its product is annotated as protein S-acyltransferase 21. Bases 356 to 2314 code for a protein of 652 amino acids. Gene Ontology annotation, cellular component: Golgi apparatus; endoplasmic reticulum. Gene Ontology annotation, biological process: peptidyl-L-cysteine S-palmitoylation; protein targeting to membrane. The record is from RefSeq and is a predicted model, not a curated record. Gene Ontology annotation, molecular function: protein-cysteine S-palmitoyltransferase activity. The transcript has 10 exons. NCBI's taxonomy places the organism in Eukaryota, Viridiplantae, Streptophyta, Magnoliopsida, Rosales, Cannabaceae.